GGAGUAGUUUACGACCCCGCCCUCGGAAAGUGAUAAUUUGAAGUUGAUGACUUGAGGAGCGCCAACUGGCAAACAUUCCGUGUACAUAAGAAUAUCCGAGCUGAAUCUCAAGACUACCUCAACUCUCCCCUCUUCCCCGAAUCCGUGGAACUUUUAGGCAGCAAAGCAAGCCGCCUCGGGACAACUUUAUGUGUUGGAAACUUUGGAAGUCGACAUCAAUACCAAAACAACCUGCUUACCUCCCCUGGCUGGACCGGAGGCACCCAUCUACAGAAAGUGGCAACAUUCCGAAAGCGAGCUCCUGACUAAACACAUAAACAAACAAACAGUGCCAGUGCCUUGCAGAAAGCGCAAGCGACAACCUCCUACUUAUCGAUCCAGCAAACCUAGGUACCUUCACAUCUAGGGAAACACCACCCCGCCUAGAUUGUAACCAUGGCCUCCCGUCGCCAACUCUCUGAACCCUUUGCCUACGACUCCUUGAGUGACGAAGAUCUCGACCUCAUCAACUCACAGGCUACAGACGAGGGCAUCAGCAUGUCAUCUUCACAACAAGACCUUUCCUUUGCCAGUAGCAAGGGCAGCAAUGGCACGCCCAAAGGGAAGAACAACAACAACAAGAACACGUCCUCAUCCCGCAUCUUCAGCGGAGACGCAGAUGUUGUUGACUUGACGGCUAGCAGCCCUACUACACCGAGCCAUCCUUCCUCCGACAAAGGGCAACAGUUUCAUGGUGGAGGAAUGACCGUCCACGGCCUCGGUCAGGAUCAUGCCUUCACACCCAUUCCCAAGUUCGGCCAGCCCACACAGCUAGUAUCUCAGUUCACGCCCGUUAACACCAGCAACAACACCAAGAACGCUGCCAGCCAUCACGGCAAUGGUAGCCGCGGCGGCACCAGCAGCCACGCCAUCGGCGGAUCCAAGUACAACAACCUCUUCAACGACAGGGGCAAGAACCGACCCGAGUUUCACAAGGACUUGUACAGAUCUAGCGGACCUCUCAAGGCCAAUGCCCCGCCAAAGCCGUCGACGGAAAUCAAGAGGAACAGCAUGGGCAUGCAGCUGUUCAGCUCGCUGGAUGUGGAUCCGGCACCGGCACCGUCGCCGUUACAGCCGGGUAGGGGAACGGCUUCGAGGGGGACUGCGGCCGCGUUUGGAGAGAAUGUGUUUUACACUGAUCCCGACAAAGCGAAGGAGGAUCUGAAGGCGCUGUUGGAGGGUGGACUGGAUGAUGAGGAGAGUGAGGACGAGGGAGCCAAGGCAAAGACGAAGGGUGCGGUGUCAGAGUCCAAGAAGAAGGAGGAGUCGAUUGUUUCUUCUACUGGGCAUCUACCUGGUCUGGCUGUUCCCUUGCUGCCGCAUCAGGUUGAGGGUGUCAGAUGGAUGAUUAACCGCGAGCUUGGCCCUUUGAAGCGUGGCCGUGUUCCCAAGGGUGGACUUCUCGCAGAUGAUAUGGGUUUGGGCAAAACAUUGCAGUCUAUUUCCUUGAUCAUUGGCAACCGAAAACCCGAAUCGUCCUCCGCCCCAGGCUGGAAAGCCCACUUCAAAGACAUCAGCAAGGCCACACUUGUCGUUGCGCCACUGGCUCUCAUCCGACAAUGGGAGGCCGAACUGAAGGAUCGCGUCAUGCCCGACUUGAACAUCAAAGUAUGUGUUCACCACGGCCCAAAGCGAUCUACAGUUCCCGCCGAGCUCGCCAAAUAUGAUGUGGUCAUCACUACCUACCAGAUUCUGGUGUCAGAGCACGACAAGUCUCACCCCGACCCAAACAAGGGCGCCCAAGCGGGAUGUUUCGGCGUACACUGGUUCCGCGUCAUUCUCGACGAGGCCCAUAGCAUCAAGAACCGCAAUACCAAAGCCGCCAAGGCAUGCUGUGCCUUGCGCUCCGAAUACCGCUGGUGCCUCACGGGCACGCCGAUGCAGAACAAUCUUGACGAGCUCCAGUCCCUCAUUCAUUUCCUGCGCAUCGCGCCUUACGAUAACCUAGCCGAGUGGCGAGCCCAGAUCGACACGCCCAUGAAGCAAGGCAAGGGCCACAUUGCGAUCCAACGCCUGCACAGCAUCCUCCGCUGCUUCAUGAAACGCCGCACCAAGGAAGUUCUCACCGAGAAGGGCGCCCUUGUAGCCGGCGGCAAAGAAGCAUUGGCCAAGGCCGAAGAGAAUGGCGAAAAGGCGCCUGAAGCGGCUUUCAAAGUCACGGAGCGUAAAGUAGUAACCAUCGAGACGGAGUUCAGCCCCGCCGAAAGUGCCUUCUACAAGGCCUUGGAGGAGCGUGCCGACCAGAGUCUCGAGAAAAUGAUGAAGGGCCGCACGGUCAACUACGCCAACGCGCUCGUGCUGCUGUUGCGGCUGAGGCAGGCUUGCAAUCACCCUAGGCUGGCGCAGACAAAGCUUGACAAGGACCGGGAUGCGUUGGCGGUGGACUCGGCGACUGCGCCGACGCCUGGUGGCAAAAAGAAGAAGAACGCCUAUGAUUCGCAAAGUCAGACCAGUAGUGUGGAUGACUUGGCUGAUAUGAUGGGCGGGAUGGGCAUCCAGGCGAGGCAGUGUGACAUGUGUCUGGGGGAGAUGACGAAGAAGGAGAUUCAGGAGGGGCAGGUGAGAUGUCAAGGGUGUGAAGAUAGUUUGAGCCAGUUGAUGAAGGAGCAGGAGGGUACGCAGGGGAGCGUGGAGAGCAAGGAGAGCAAGAAGCACAAAAAGAAGAAGGUGAGUGUGGUGAAGGAGAAGGUAAAGGUUGAGAGGAAGACCAGAGGAAGGGGUAGGAAAGUUGUGGUGGACAGUGAUGAUGAGGAAGAGGGGGAAGAGUGGGAAGACGAGGAGGAGACACCUAAGAAGGACAAAAAAUCUCGUGAUAACAGGAAGCGAGUCAUCGAUAGUGACGAUGAAGAGGAUGAAGGCACCUGGCUCGUGGGCGAAUCACAGAGAAGCGCACUCGACCUUGGUGUUGCUGGCGGCACAGAGGACGAGAACGCCGAGGGCACCGGCGAGGACAUCGACUCCAACGAAGAGAUCUCUGAAGACUCAGAGGACCCAGAAGAGGACAGCUUCGUCGUCAAAGAUAGUGACGAUGACGACGAUGACGACGACGAAAGCGUCAACUCAGACGAAAUAGUCGGCUCCGGCGACGAAGAUGAUACCUUCGCCUCGGUCUCCAAGCUCAGCUCGCAAGUCGUCAAGCAAUCCGAAUCCGAGGAAUCAGAAACCGCCGCCUCCUCCUCUGAAGACUCUGCCAUCUCGGACUCAGAACUCGAACACUCCUCCGAAACCGACUCCGAAGCCGAAUACGGCAUCAAGCGCACCCCCAAAGGUCCCGUGCAAAUCUCCUCCAAGAUCCACGAGCUCAUCGCCAUCCUCCGCCGCGAAGCCCCCACCCACAAGUUCAUCGUCUUCUCCCAGUUCACUUCGAUGCUCGACCUCGUCGAGCCCUUUUUGAGGCAUCACUUACCGGACAUCAAGCACGUCCGCUACGACGGCAAAAUGCCCAACGACGCCCGCGAAGCGUCUCUGCAUUCCCUGCGCAAAGACCCGCGCACUCGUAUCCUGCUGUGCUCGCUCAAGUGCGGAUCCUUGGGACUCAACCUGACGGCCGCGACGAGGGUGAUUAUCGUCGAACCCUUUUGGAACCCCUUUGUCGAGGAGCAGGCGAUCGAUCGCGUGCACCGGCUGACGCAGACGGUCGAUGUGGUUGUCUAUAAGUUGACGGUGAGAGGGACGGUGGAGGCGAGGAUCCUGGAGCUGCAGGAGAAGAAGAGAUUGUUGGCGCAGACGGCGGUCGAAGGGUCGACGGAGAGAGGGAACAAGAAGAAGAAGGGCCAGGGAUUGAAGUUGGGGUUGCAGGAGAUUUUGGACUUGUUCAAACAUGAUGGUAGUGGUAGUGGUGGUGGUAGGGCUGCUGUCUAUGGUGCUGAUCAUGGUGGGUCUGGAAACGGUGAGGAGAAUGCUGCUGCUGCUGCUGCUGCGGGGAGGACGCCGGCGAGGAGGACUGUUGGUGCGGCGGCUAAUCAUACGGGGGCGAGGAGGGAGCAUGAGGUUUUUGGGCGGAGGUGGUGAGAUGGACAGGAGCAAUGGGCUUAUAGAUGAGGUUAUGAUACAUGAUGAAUGGCUGGGCUUCGGUAUGCUUGGUUUGGUCUGGAACUUGUCUGGGUAUAGGUACAGGAUGUUAGCAUGUUAUGUUUAUGAACAACUCUGUUUGAGACUUGUCAUUUCUUAGCAAGUCCUGAGGCUAGAACGAGCUGGAUAAGGUUUGGCGUAAUUAUUGCUGUUAGGUAGUUACCCAAUUCAAACUAUAUCAUGAUGACUGUCG
This is a messenger RNA of Neurospora hispaniola, 4303 nucleotides long. RefSeq names its product SNF2 family N-terminal domain-containing protein. Bases 436 to 4050 code for a protein of 1204 amino acids. The transcript has 3 exons. Gene Ontology annotation, biological process: DNA repair. Gene Ontology annotation, molecular function: ATP-dependent chromatin remodeler activity; ATP binding. The record is from RefSeq and is a predicted model, not a curated record. NCBI's taxonomy places the organism in Eukaryota, Fungi, Ascomycota, Sordariomycetes, Sordariales, Sordariaceae. Gene Ontology annotation, cellular component: nucleus.